CAAAAACACUCCUUCUCCCACUAUGCUAGAAUUUCAGUCUUCAUUCUUCAUUCGUUGACCAAUCGACCGAACUUUGACACCACCUUUAUGGGCACUCAUAAGCUAAUUCUGUGUUAACAAAGUAAUAUUAUUUAUUCGUCUUACAUCUCCAGAAUGGAGAAAAUUUUCUUCAUCAUUCCUAUUUUAUUGAUUGCAACGGGAUGGCUUGUAUUUCUCACAACCCUUGCGCCGCAAGUUACCUUGGAAAAAGAGACUCGUCUUCAGUUCCCGAGUAAUCUCCAAGAGUUGCAAGAUCUUGCUCGAUUGAUGUCUGCGUAUUACGCGAAAAAUUGGUUCUACGUCCUCAUCUUGUUUGGCAGCGCUUACCUCUACAAGCAGUCCUUCAUGAUCCCUGGCUCUGUUCUUUUGAAUGUCCUUGGAGGUGCUCUCUUCGAUUUAAAAAUAGCUUUUCCACUCGUGUGCACACUGACUGGACUGGGCGCCUCGUUCUGCUUUCUGCUAGCCAGAUAUUUUGGGAAGGAUUUCAUUCAGAACAAAUUCCCAAACAAGAUCAUGUGGCUGCAGCAACAGGUUGAGCAAAACAAGGAACGACUCCCCUACUAUUUGCUUUUCUUAAGACUGUUUCCCAUGAGCCCCAACUGGCUAAUCAAUGUACUAAGUCCCUUAGCUGGAAUUCCGCUGCCCCUUUUCGCUCUCACCGCUACGAUAGGUUUGAUGCCAUACAACUAUGUCUGUGUUCACUCUGGGAAGAUGUUGGCCAGUCUCAAGUCCCUGGAUGACUUGUUCAGCUUUUCCACCCUGAUGCAAAUGGCCGUUAUAGCCAUUGUCGCCCUUGGGCCAAGCAUGCUGAUCAAAAAGACCAGCUUUGCAGAACAAGCACAGCGUCAGAAAGCAGAUUGAUUCAUUCUUUCUUUUUUAAGACUGUGGUAAGCUAUUUUUAAUUUUGUAAGUGUCAAUGUUUGAUAUUUAUAAAGCACGUUGAUGUUCA
Cloeon dipterum is the source of this 988-nucleotide messenger RNA. Its product is annotated as transmembrane protein 41A-B-like. The record is from RefSeq and is a predicted model, not a curated record. Lineage: Eukaryota; Metazoa; Arthropoda; Insecta; Ephemeroptera; Baetidae. The coding region runs from base 154 to 900 and encodes 248 amino acids. The transcript is spliced from 5 exons.